AUGCUAAAAAAUAAUUACUUGCAUCGUGAAGGUCGGAGCAAAGAUGCGUCUGGAACACAGAUUGUUGAAGUUCAACCUUAUCUUUCCGAAAAACAACAGGAAAUUCCUGACUUAUCUUCAAUCUCACAGCAACUUACUGUUCCAUUCCACUUACCUUUACUGGAAAGACCAAUUCUCAUUGUCAUCACUACAGCUGUGGUAUCUGCUUUAUACCUGUUAUUUUGUCGCAGAAGUGACUAUUCUGCGUGUAAAAAAUCAUUUCAUGGCUUUAAUGUUCUUAUCACCGGUGGUUCAAGUGGAAUCGGUCUGUCUUUGGCAAAACUGUUUUACAGAGCUGGUGCAAAUGUUACAAUUGUCGCUCGUGACCGCAAAAAACUAGAGUCGGCUAAGGAAGCCAUAAAAUGUGUGAAAGAUGGAGAGAACAACGUAUUUAUUUUAUCGACUGAUUUAACUUCAGACUAUGAUGUUUUGAAUGAAAUCUUCAUCAAACAUGUGGCUCUUUAUGGACCUAUUGACAUUUUAAUAAAUUGUGCUGGAUAUGCUGUUGCACGCAAGUUCUUGGAUACUUCUACAGAUGACAUUAAAGGCAUGCUGCAAACUAAUUAUUUGUCUGCUGUUCAUGUAACGCGUAUUUUACUACCUUCCAUGUUGGAUCAAAAAGUUCACCAAACCCAUGAGCGACGUAUUGCCUUUGUUUGCAGUCUUGCUAGUCAAGUAGGUGUCUACGGUUAUGCAGCGUACACAGGCAGUAAGUAUGCUUUACGUGGGUUUGCCGAAGUUUUGGAAAUGGAAUUGGGUUACAAAGGCCCAUAUGUAACAAUAGCUUUCCCGCCAGAUACAGACACCCCAGGAUAUGCUCGUGAGAACACUGGCAAACCGGCAGCUACUAAAGAAAUAUCUGCAACUACAGGUUUAGCAUCGCCGGAUGAUGUAGCUAAAUCAAUCUACUUGGAUAUAGUGAAUGGAAAGUUGGUGAGUACUUAUGGACUAGAAGGAGCACUUCUUUCUUGGACAACUGCUGGUAUAUUGCCUCCUGUGAGUGUACGGUGCCGUUGUCGCUCAGAUUUUCUUCGGGGAAUAAUUGGGGCUUGUUUGGAGAUGGUAGCUGCAACACCACUUCGUUUCAUUGGAAUAGCGUAUGCUUUUUGGAUGAGAUAUAUUUCUUUUAGGCAUAACAGCUAA
Molecule: messenger RNA, 1182 nt
Organism: Heterobilharzia americana
Lineage: Eukaryota; Metazoa; Platyhelminthes; Trematoda; Strigeidida; Schistosomatidae
Source: the annotation of a GenBank genome assembly